This is a messenger RNA of Dujonia railenensis, 366 nucleotides long. Lineage: Eukaryota; Fungi; Ascomycota; Pichiomycetes; Serinales; Debaryomycetaceae. The record is from the annotation of a GenBank genome assembly.
AUGAGUGCCCCUGCCUAUUACGAGCUCUAUAGAAGAUCUACUAUUGGAACGACGCUUGCCGAUGCACUUGACACUUUGAUUUCAGAUGAAAAGAUACAACCUCAGCUCGCAAUGAGAAUUCUUCAUAAUUUUGAUAGAAUUGUCUCAGAGUUGUUGAAGUCUGAGGCCGGUAUUGCCAAAUCCAAAUUAACCUUUAAAGGAGACUUACACACAUAUAGAUUCUGUGAUGAUGUCUGGACAUUCAUCAUUAAGAACGUGUUGAUAAAGUUGACAGAUGUGUCUACUAAUGAUAGUAAUGAUAACGAGAUUAAUGUAGAUAAGUUCAAGAUUGUUGCAUGUAAUUCAAGGAAGGCUGGUGAUUUGUAA